Lasiodiplodia theobromae is the source of this 1968-nucleotide messenger RNA. RefSeq names its product Transcriptional regulatory protein pro-1. Gene Ontology annotation, biological process: positive regulation of transcription by RNA polymerase II. Gene Ontology annotation, cellular component: nucleus. The transcript is spliced from 2 exons. Lineage: Eukaryota; Fungi; Ascomycota; Dothideomycetes; Botryosphaeriales; Botryosphaeriaceae. Gene Ontology annotation, molecular function: DNA-binding transcription factor activity, RNA polymerase II-specific; transcription cis-regulatory region binding; zinc ion binding. Bases 1 to 1968 code for a protein of 655 amino acids. The record is from RefSeq and is a predicted model, not a curated record.
AUGUCGUCUGCCACGUCGGCAUCCGUCCAGAAAUCCUCGACCAACAUGGUGGGCACCAACAUGGCCGCGAGCGCGAAGCAGUCUUCGACAAAGAUGCACAGGAGAUCUCGCACCGGCUGUUUCACAUGCCGGCUGCGGAGGAAGAAGUGCGAUGAGGGCAAGCCGAGCUGCAAGGCCUGCAGGCACCUCGGCCUCCAGUGCGAGUACAAAAGGCCCAUGUGGUGGAGCAACAACGAGCACCGUCGCGCCCACAAGGAGAAGAUCAAGAAUAUCAUCAAGCGCACCAAGCUCAACGAGAAGUCGUCGCAGGCCAUCUCGCUGAACCCCAACACCCCGCCGAGCCUCUGCCACUCCCUGCCAACCUCUGAUGCCUAUUCCGACGGCCACUCCAAGACCCGCGCAGCCUCCAUCGACUCGCAAUUUUCCGGUGACUUCAAUCAUGUCUCGCCGCCCCACAUUUACUCUGUCGGGAUGCCGCAGCCCAUGUACGACUCGUACGCUCAAUUUCAGCCCUUCCCCCCGUACGAGGUGGACAUCAAGACCGAGCGCCAGAUGUUCGUCAAUGACAUUCCGACGCGGAGAGACUCCACCAUCUCCACCUUCAGCACCUUCCAGCCGCCCGCACUCAAUGGCCUGCCGGCCUGCCCGGAAAACUGGAUCCAGCAGGAUUUCUUCGAGCACAAGGAGGAAUUCACCGAGGAGCCUCUCGACUUCAAUUUUUUCGAUUUCCCGCACGGACCGUUCACUCCCUCGCACCAGGCUACCAUCCAGGUCGAGGAGGGCGACCAGCACCUGCUCAACCAUUUUAUUGACAACGUGCUUCGCCUGAUCUUCCCGAUCCUGGAGGUCAACCAGCACGGUUCUGCGCGGUCGGAUGUGGUUCUUCCUGCACUCGAGUCCAACAAGUGCUACCUGCACUGCUGCCUCAGCAUUGCGGCCCAGCAUUUGAAGAACUCGGAGCACCUCGAGGGCGAGCAGAUUGACAACGACAUUGUGCGCCACCGCUACCAGACCAUUUCGGAGUUGUGCGAGGCUCUGGGCAGGGACACCGACCACAUGCAAAUCCUUGAGGCGGCACUCGCCAUGAUUUUCUUCCAGUGCGCUGUGGGCCGUCCCGACGACACGCUUCCCGACAUUCCGUGGCACUCGCACUUCCAGGCCGCCCAGAGCCUGAUCGAGAAGCUCGAGCUUCCUCAGCACCUGCUCGCUCUCAACGGCAACCCCCACGCGCAGCCGCCCUUCAACAUGACUCUUGCCUCCUGGAUUGACAUCCUGGGCGCGACCAUGCUUGGCAGGUCCCCGCUCUUCGCGCACUGCUACCGCGAAAAGAUGUUGGCUAGCUCACCGACCGGACUCGCCGAGCUCAUGGGCUGCGACGAUCGGAUCAUGUAUUUGAUUUCCGAGAUUGCAUGCCUCGAAGCGGUGAAGAUGGAGAACAUGGAUGAUGUCACGCUGUGCGCACACAUCAAGCUGCUCGGCGACCAGAUCAACCUGACCGAGCAGUCGUCGGGUCCUCUCGACAACUGCUACUCGUCGACGGGGGCCAUCCGUCCGAAGCAGCUGAAGUCGAACAUGACGACGGUCUUCCGCAUCGCGGCCCGCAUUUACCUGUGCAGCCUAGUGCCCGACUUUGAUCGGCAGUCCCCUACGAGCGUUAGCCUGGUGGACCAGCUGACCGAGGCGAUGAGCUUCAUUCCCGCGGGACCCGAGGGCUUCGACCGCUCGCUGGUCUGGCCGCUCCUCGUUGCGGGGUCUUACUCGCUCGAGGGAUCGGCAUUCCGGUCCAUGUUCGCAGAGCGCGCAGCUGUUAUGGGAGAAACGGCCGAGGUCGGCUCUUUUGGCCGCAUUAGGGAGCUCCUGAAGGACGUCUGGGCCGUCAAUGACGACAACCUGUCGAGGGGGGACAAGCGGAGCGUCCACUGGCGGGACGUGAUGCACCAGAAGGGCUGGGACUUCUUGUUGAUCUAG